Zootermopsis nevadensis is the source of this 2169-nucleotide messenger RNA. RefSeq lists its product as uncharacterized. The record is from RefSeq and is a predicted model, not a curated record. Lineage: Eukaryota; Metazoa; Arthropoda; Insecta; Blattodea; Termopsidae.
CAAUUUGCAUAUCUGUGAGGUGUAUGAAUCUGUCAGUACGUUUCCUAAUACUCUAGUGAUAGAAAAACAAAAGUGAUCCAUCAUCAUGAAGAGUACUUCAUGGAGUAAAUUAUGGAAACCAUUUUGACGUGAUCCACUCCAGCUUUUGAAAUGUACAGAUGCAAAUUAAUUACUUUAGGUCACUUUCGCCUGUGGCUUGAGACAGGAAGUAAAUCCCGGCCUCUGUAUUCAGUAAAAUGGUAACAUUGAAAUAGACAGAAGUGACAUGUUCGUUUUAUUAUACGCAGAACUUUGUCAUCAUCUACACACCACGGUAAAAUUACUGAAUGUAAAAGUAUUGUGGAUAUUGUGUUUCAAAAAAUGUUCAGAUACUUUGUGCGUGUUUCCAUACUAUUGCUUGUAGUGCGUUGCUUCGGAGAAUCAAAAAGUAUUAACAGGACUGGAUUAUUUCAAAGAUGGACAGAUAGCGAAUCUUUAUCUCGUGGAGAAAUCGAUGUCGACAAUAUUUUUAAUGAGAUUCUGUCAAACAACGCCCAGAAAAAAGAAGCAAUGAUAAAGCCUUUUCCUCUUGAGGAACUUUAUUUUCACGAUAAGGACAAAGAAUUUUCCAUGCAUCUUUAUAAAAUGGAAGGCUCUUCCAACUUUGUGUUUAAAAUCAACAAGUUGCGAACAGUUCUUGCAGAACGUCGAGUACAAUUGGACCUAUCGAUACCAAAUCUUUAUGUGGAAGGUUCCUACAAAUGUGACAGAAUGUCAUAUGGAGAUUAUGACUCAAAAGCAUCAGGAUAUUUCAGGUUGAAUUUAAACAACGUGACUGCUGCUGGGCUUGCAAUUCUGAAGGUAGAAAACAAUUCUUCAUUAAAAGUAGACAAAAUGCGGUUGACGUACUCAAGUGCUUACAAAAGAAUACAGGUCAGACAGCAGGAAAUGAGCCCCAGAGUCUCUCCUUUCAUAACCAGUGUAGCAUUUGGAAAGAUGGCGGUCGGGAAGAUAUGGCAAGGUUUAACCUUCCACUUGAAUACAGAAAUUGAGGAAAAAGUUAACCUGGCUCUUGGAAAGCGACUCCUGGCUCAGAUUAUAGGAAAUAAUGAAACGCUGGCCAAAUAUGAGGAUUACGUCAUCACAACAACGGCGAGUGCAAAUAAAUUUGUCGAUACCAUAAUAGAUUAUGCCAAGAAUGUGAUACUUCAAAAAUACAGGGACAGAAUUAAAAUACCAGACAUUCGAGAAGGCUUCGAGAAAAAGGUGUUAUUCGUCACCUGGAGGGGGCAGUUCCUGGCUGACCAUGGAACAGCUCGAGGGUGUCACACAGUGGAACGUGUAGGAGACAACACAUUUGCUAAUGAUAAUUCCUCUUUCAUGCAUUUCUAUGGAACUCUUGGAUUUGAACAUAUAGAGGUGUUAUUCGUCACCUGGAGGGGGCAGUUCCUGGCUGACCAUGGAACAGCUCGAGGGUGUCACACAGUGGAACGUGUAGGAGACAACACAUUUGCUAAUGAUAAUUCCUCUUUCAUGCAUUUCUAUGGAACUCUUGGAUUUGAACAUAUAGAGCUGUUCUAUGACCACUACAAAGCUCACUUUAUGGGUCUGGGUCCUUCUGGCAGCCUCAGUACUAGGUUCUUCCCUCUGGAUCUCUACGUACAUUUUCACAUUGACUUCACCAGCAAGAAAGUCUAUUUGGACGACUUCAAAGUUAUGAGUGUCGGAGACCUGGAAGUGAAAUUGACGGGUUUCGGAUGGCUGGUAAAUUUUCUGACGUCCAAAGUGGCCACCUGGAUCGUGGGUUUGUAUCGUGACAAAAUAAUCUCCGAUCUUCAGUUAAAGUAUAACAGUUACAUUUCUGACUUGCUUAAUAACUAUGAUUUGGAUGAUAUUUUAGAAGGGAGACUUUUAAGAUGAACAGAAUAUUUGUAUUAAGCCACAUUCUUAAUGCAUUGCAAUAAAAAGUGCUCUCCAUAAACAAUAAAGACAAAAAACACAGCAAGUUAAUAUAUGUUUACCAUUCGUUCCGAGUAUUUGACUUGCGCUUGUGUAUUCUUAAAUGCAUGUUGUUUUCACAUCCCUGCAGGAAGUAUUAAAUAAUGUUAAAUUUAUCCUUGCAACCCUGCAAGUUUCAAUUAUAAAUGUAUCCUGGAACUAGAGACCUUAUAGAUUCUCGACAUUAGAAAC